Dermatophagoides farinae (American house dust mite) is the source of this 1945-nucleotide messenger RNA. RefSeq names its product protein phosphatase alphabet (gene alph). Lineage: Eukaryota; Metazoa; Arthropoda; Arachnida; Sarcoptiformes; Pyroglyphidae. Gene Ontology annotation, biological process: protein dephosphorylation. The record is from RefSeq and is a predicted model, not a curated record. Gene Ontology annotation, molecular function: magnesium ion binding; manganese ion binding; protein serine/threonine phosphatase activity.
CAACGACAAUACGCGACCAUCGACUAUUUUUGAAUGAUAAUCAUUCAUUCAUUUGGGUAUUUUCAUUCAAUGAUUCGAAUAUCAACCAAAGAAUUCUGAGAUUAUCGUAGAAUUCCAUUGUGGAUUGGAUAUAAAAUAAUCAAUAUCAAACAUCUGUGAAAAAUCAUCAUUUUAAUCAUUGAUCAUCAUUCGUCAUCAUAAUUGUGUGGCCUUAAUAAAUUUUACAUUAUAUAUCAUUAAUAUUAACAACAUUAUCAUCAACAACACCAAGAAGACAUUUACAUUGACAAAUCAUCAACAUCAUCAUCAUCAUCAUCAUCAUCAAAAUUAUUUAGAAUCUAUUUUUCCAUCCAAAAAACGUUGAUUUUCGUGGUUAUCAUUUUUUUUAUCGCUGUUAUUAUUAUUCUCAUAUUUCCAACUACAAUUGAUUGACUCGAAAUAAUAAUAAUAAAAAACAAAAACAUGGGAGCCAUAUUGGAUACACCACACACAGAGAAAACGACCGAUACCGGUACGGGUAAUGAUCUACGUUAUGGUGUAUGUUCAAUGCAAGGAUGGCGAGUUGAAAUGGAAGAUGCUCAUUGUGCUAAAGUUGGUUUACCUGGUCUACCUGAAUGGAGUUUUUUUGCCGUGUUUGAUGGUCACGCUGGUGCCUAUGUAUCGGCACAUUGUGCUGAAAAUCUUCUUAAUACAAUAUUACAAACGGAUAGUUUUCUUGAUUAUGCUGCUGCUGCAUCAAAGUUAUCCAAAGAAAACAAUACGAAUAAUGGUGAUGUUCAACAAACAACAACAUCAUCAUCAUCAUCGCCAACACCAACAACAUCUAUUGUUGGUGAUAAUAAUAUUGAAAAUAGCAACAAAAACAAUCAACAAGUACAACAAAAUCAAGAAUGUGAUCGAACCGAAAAUGAAUUGGAAACAAUGAUGAAUUCACAAGCCACUGAUGAUGGCAGUGAUCAUAAUUUAGAACGUAUCAAAUCAAACAUACGGGAAGCAUUCUUGAAACUUGAUGAAAAAAUGAAAUCAUUGCCAGAAGUAGAAUCCGGGGAAGAUAUAUCUGGUUCGACGGCAGUAGCCUGUUUAAUAUCACCAACACACUUAUUUUUUGCUAAUUGUGGUGAUUCACGUGCCGUACUUUCCCGUAAUGGCCAGGCUAUAUUCUCUACAAAAGAUCAUAAGCCAGUAAAUCCACAGGAAAGAGAAAGAAUUCAAGCUGCUGGUGGUAGCGUUAUGAUUCAACGUGUCAAUGGUUCAUUGGCCGUGUCCAGAGCACUUGGUGAUUAUCAAUAUAAACAGGUUGUUGGUCGUGGACCAUGUGAACAAUUGGUUUCACCUGAACCAGAAAUAACCAUCGUUGAACGUGAUCCAAGUGCCGAUGAAUUUUUAAUUCUAGCUUGCGAUGGUAUAUGGGAUGUAAUGAACAAUGAUGAUCUUUGUGAUUUUGUUCGUCAUCAAAUACGUAUACAUUCAAAUGUUGGUGAAGUUUGUUCCACAAUCGUCGAUACAUGUCUUCAUAAGGGAAGUACAGAUAAUAUGAGUGUAGUUCUGGUUACAUUUCCUGGAGCACCACCAAUAUGUGAAGAAACUAAACGUAAAGAUGAAGAAUUGAAUGAAAAAAUCAAAAAUGAAGUAGUUUGUCAAUUGUUUCGUAAUAUGGAAUUGUAUAAUUCAAUAUAUCUUUUAAUGCAAUCGCUUAAAAAUAUUAAAUUUGAUAAUCUACCUCCUGGCGGUGGUUUAGAUGCAAAACGGACACUGAUCGAAGAAAUACAACGACGACAAGUUGAAAAACGUAAUAACAGAGUAAAUAAUGGCCAAUGACGUAAUCGAUUUUUUUUCAGCCCCCUUAUUGAUUUUGAGCGAUGUGCAAACUAAACACACACACACACCCAACAUACAACAAACAUACAUACACACAUUCAAUAAUAAUAAUAACGGAUAUAAUAUG